AUUUAAUGUUUCAGCAGUCUACAGACACGAAGCCGACACGACAUAUCGUCUCGAAAACUCGAGAGAAAUCCUUUCCGAACUAAUUCCCACAUCCCCACUUUUGUCGAUCUUUCGCAGACUUUCGCGGAAUGGCCUUUGUAGCGCGUCGGAGCAGCGAUGGCACUGUGGUGGAUCGCCAGCAGGUGUCCAGUCGGGGCACCGUGCGUCCACUUUCCCAGUCGGACAUCAGUGACGAGGAUUCGGAGUCGGGCUAUACUAACCGCACCUAUGGGGCACCCACUGUGAGGUAUGUUGGCCAGGGUGACGAUCAGGACGCGGUGGAACCACAGCCGGAAACGAAGAGCCAAGCUGGAGAGGAUUUCGGGGAUGCCGACAACCUUCAAUUCGAGGAUUCUCUGGAGGAUAACGCCGACAUCUCGGACAGCGAAACGGAUUCCAUUCUGAGCUUCUGCAAAGAACUGGACGAGGACGAGGCCAACGAUGCCUUGCUUAGUGGUAUGGUGAGUUUCGCAGGCGGAAAACCGAAAGCUGUGGAUGAAGUGGAGGCAGAAGAUGUGGAUCAACGGGACAUGGGCAUGAACAAGGGGGAUGAGGCAGCUGCCACGGACACGGAGACCGUGAUGAACUUCGAUGCGCAGAGCCUGAGCUCCUUUGGCAGUUGCACGCCCACGGUGACGCAGCGCGGCGAGGCCGUCGACAACUUGGACAAUAUCAGCGGCAGGACAUUCUUCAAGCAGGACGAGCUGGACAGCAUCAGCAGCAAGACCUUCUUCAAGGAGGACAAUCUGGACAAGCUGGAUGCGCUGAGCAGCAGGACCUUCCACAAGCAGGCCUCCUUGAAGGACAAGAGGAAGCACACGCCCUCGUACCACGAGGCGGAUCUGGGCCAGAUGUCCAGUCGCACAUACGACCUUAGCAACUCGGGCAGCAACCGCAUCCACGACGGCUCCUCGAUGUCCACCUGCAGCUGGUCGGACAUGUACCGCGGUGCCCUGCAGCCCGCCGAUGGACGCAGCCGAGUGGUGCCCUCUCUGAGCCUGGCCAGCGCCAACUCGAACUCGUCCACGUACUGCAAGCAGCUGGAGGAGACCAAGGAGCGCCAGGGCUUUGAGGAGUGGAAGGCACAGAAGGAGGCCCAGAAGCAGAAGAAUCUGCUGGCCGCCAAGCAGGAGCGCAAGAAGCGGGAGGCGGAGGCGGCACUGCAACAGGUGCGUGCCCAGGAACGCUUCGAGGAGUGGCGACGCCGCAAGGAGCAGCAGCAGCAGCAACAACAGCAAAAGCAGAAGAAGGCUUCCGCCGCCAGUGCGCCAGGUUCGGGCUCCGUUUCCGGCUCCAGUGCCGGUCCUGCCAGAAAGGUCCUGCCGCCGGAGCUAACACAGAAGCGGCUGCAGGAGUGGGAGCGCGUCAAGAAGGAGCAGCAGCAGUUGGAAAGGGAACGCCUGCGCAGACUGCAGAGCAACAAGCAGAAGCUGGAGGACGAACGGCGACAGCGCUCCCAGGGCGCCUGGCAAAACUGGAUGAAGCACGUGGACAAGCGGCCCAAGCCGGUGCCCCUCAACCAGGGCUUCGACACGCUGCGCGGCACCAUUUCCAACAUCUACAUUAACCCAGUGCAGUGGGUGUCCAACAUCGAUCCCCAGGAUGCGGGGCGCAGUCGUUAGAGUUCCUUGGAACAUUCUCUCACAUUCGUUAGUCCAUCGCCAAGUGCAUGCAACAUCUAUGGAGACAGGAGGAGAUAGCCUCGGUUGCUGGGCCAGCAAAAUGAAUUUCAUUCUACUACACAUUCUACACGACUUUUGAUUAGUGGCGGUGGAUCCCACUUUGUUUUACCUUCUCAAGUUACUCAAUAAACUCAGUAAACAAGA
This is a messenger RNA of Drosophila teissieri, 1865 nucleotides long. RefSeq lists its product as uncharacterized. Lineage: Eukaryota; Metazoa; Arthropoda; Insecta; Diptera; Drosophilidae. The transcript has a single exon. The record is from RefSeq and is a predicted model, not a curated record. The coding region runs from base 129 to 1661 and encodes 510 amino acids.